GGUUCUUGACAUUGGGGAGGUGAAUAAACUGUUCCCAACGUUUCUUUCUCAGCACAAAGGAAAAUGUCUCAAUGACUUGACAUGUUCUGGUUGUGAAUUCAGGCUACAAGGGGACAGUGCAUUAAAAUGAGUCUCUCUGGGAAGAGUGAGGAGGAGGUCCCUGCCCCUAAAAUGAGUCUCUCUGGGGAGAGAGAGGAGGGGGGCCCUGCCUCUAAAAUGAGUCUUUCAGGGGAACAUGAUACCAAAGCUAAGAGUCCAAUCAAGCAGGAGAGACCAGCCUUCCCUGUUCCCAGCUGUGUGUCCAUGAAGAGUGACCGGUCUAUGGAACCUCCUAUAACGUUUAGAGAGGGAGACUUUUCUACUGAACAAAGGGGUCAGUUCUCUAAAAUGAGUCUCUCUGGGGAGAGAGAUGAAGGGGACCCUGCCUCAAAAAUGAGACUCUCUGGGGAGAGAGAGGGAGGACCUGACACCAAAGCUAAGAGACCAAUCAAGCAGGAGAGACCAGCCUCCCCUGUUCCCAGCUGUGUGUCCAUGAAGAGUGACCAGUCUAUGGAACCUCCUAUGAAGUUUAGAGAGGGAGACUUUUCUACUGAACAAAGAAACCAACAGAAGAGAUCAGAGUCAGAGAUUCUCAGUGGUCAGUCUUCCCAGAGUCAUCAAACAGACCUGGCCUCUAUAUUCAGUUUGCUUGAAGAGAAUAUUAUCACAUUAAUGAAGAACGAGCUGAAGAUGUUCAAGAGGAUUCUGAGUUCAGAACUCCCACAAGGCUUUGAGAGUCAGAAGCAGGAUAAGGAAGUGGUGGAAGCUGAAGAUGAGAAGCAGGAGAGCAGUGCCAGAGAGGGGGCUCUGAAGAUCACACUGCACGUCCUGAGGAAAAUGAACCAGAAGGAGCUUGCUGACACACUGGAGAAAAGUGAGCGUGCUGUGAUUUGCCAACGUGAACUCAAAUCUCAUCUAAAGAAGAAGUUUCAAUGUGUAUUUGAGGGGAUCGCUAAACAAGGAAACCCAACACUUCUCAGUAAGAUCUACACAGAGCUCUACAUCACAGAGGGUGGAACAGGAGAGGUCAAUAAUGAACAUGAGCUGAGACAGAUUGAGACAACAACCAGGAAACAAGCAAGACCAGAGACUGCAAUCAAAUGUAACGACAUCUUCAAACCCUUAACUGGACAAGACAAACUUAUCAGAACUGUGUUGACAAAGGGAGUCGCUGGCAUUGGAAAAACAGUCUCCGUGCAGAAGUUCAUUCUGGACUGGGCUGAAGGAAAAGCAAAUCAGGAUGUCCAAUUUGUAUUUUCAUUCCCUUUUCGGGAGCUGAAUUUGAUGAAAGAGGACAAACACACUUUGAUUGAACUUCUCAAUCACUUCUCAAUGGAAACCAAAGAAUCAAGAAUUUCCAACUAUGACAAGUACAAAGUUCUGUUCAUCUUUGAUGGUCUGGAUGAGUGUCGACUGCCCCUAGACUUCCAGAAGAACAAGAUCUGUUGUGACGUCACAGAGUCAACCUCAGUGGAUGUUCUGCUGACAAAUCUCAUCAAGGGAAAUCUGCUUCCCUCUGCUCUCCUCUGGAUAACUACCCGACCUGCAGCAGCCAAUAAGAUCCCUUCAGGGUUUGUUGAUCAGGUGACAGAGGUACGAGGGUUCAAUGAUCCACAGAAGGAGGAGUACUUCAGGAAGAGAUUCAGUGAUGAGGACCUGGCCAGCAGAAUCAUCUCACACAUAAAGACAUCAAGGAGCCUCCACAUCAUGUGCCACAUUCCAGUCUUCUGUUGGAUUUCUGCAAUAGUGCUUGAAGACAUGCUGAAACAUAAGAGAGAAGAGAUGCCCAAGACUCUGACUGAGAUGUACACACACCUUGUGGUGUUUCAUACCAAACAGAAGAAUGAAAAGUAUCUUGGGAAAGAAGAGACAGGUCCACACUGGAAUAAAGAGAGCAUUCUGUCACUGGGAAAACUGGCUUUUCAACAGCUUGUGAAUGGCAAUCUGAUUUUCUAUGAAGAAGACCUGAAGGAGGCUGGCAUUGAUGUCAAUGAAGCCUCAGUGUACUCAGGAUUGUGCACACAGCUCUUUAAAGAGGAAUGUGGGCUGGUCCAGGACAAUGUGUACUGCUUUGUGCAUCUGAGCAUUCAGGAGUUUCUGGCUGCUGUAUAUGUGUUCCUUUCAUUCAUCAACAACAAUGAGAAUCUUAUCACCAAACCUCAAUCAACAUCCAGGAACCUUGUUGCGCUGUUCAGAAACAAGCCUGGAGUUACUGUCUACAAGAGUGCUGUGGAUGAAGCCUUACAAAGUGAGACAGGAAACCUGGACCUUUUCCUCCGCUUCCUUCUGGGCCUCUCACUGGAGUCCAAUCAGAAGCACUUACGAGGUCUACUGACAAUGACAAGAAGCAGCUCACAGAGCCAUGAAGAAACAGUCAAGUACAUCAAGAAGAAGAUCAGGGAGAAUCCCUCUCCAGAGAGGUGCAUCAAUCUGUUCCACUGUCUGAAUGAACUGAAUGACCAUUCUCUAGUGGAGGAGAUCCAAAGCUACCUGAGAUCAGGAAGUCUCUCAGAAGCCAAACUGUCACCUGCACAGUGGUCAGCUCUGGUCUUUGUGUUGCUGACUUCAGAAGAGGAGCUGGAUGUGUUUGACCUGAAGAAAUACUCCAGAUCAGAGGAAGGUCUGCUGAGGCUGCUGCCAGUGGUCAAAGCCUCCAAAGCUGCUCUGCUGUCAGGCUGUGGAGUCACGGACAAAGGCUGUGCUUCUCUGGUCUCAGCUCUGAAGUCAAACCCCUCACACCUGAGAGAGCUGGAUCUGAGUAACAAUGACCUGAAGGAUUCAGGAGUGAAGCUGCUCUCUGCUGGACUGGGGAAUCCCCACUGUAAACUGGAGACUCUGAGGCUGUCAGGCUGUCAAGUCACAGAGGAAGGCUGUGCUUCUCUGGUCUCAGCUCUGAAGUCAAACCCCUCACACCUGAGAGAGCUGGAUCUGAGUAACAAUGACCUGAAGGAUUCAGGAGUGAAGCUGCUCUCUGCUGGACUGGGGAAUCCCCACUGUAAACUGGAGACUCUGAGGCUGUCAGGCUGUCUAGUCACUGAAGAAGGCUGUGCUUCUCUGGUCUCAGCUCUGAGGUCAAACCCCUCACACCUGAGAGAGCUGGACCUGAGCUACAAUCACCCAGGAGACUCAGGAGUCAGACUGCUCUCUGCUGGACUGGAGGAUCCACACUGCAGACUGGAGAAAGUCAAUGUGGAUCAUGGUGGAGAGUACACAAUGAAACCUGGACUUAGAAAAUAUGCCUGUGAUCUCACACUGGACCCAAACACAGCACACAGACUCCUCUUUCUGACUGAGGAUAACAGAAAGGUGACACGUAGCAGGGAGACACAACCGUAUCCUGAUCACCAGGAGAGAUUUGAGUUCUGGCAGCAAGUGCUGUGUAGAGAUGGUCUGACUGGGCGCUGUUACUGGGAGGUAGAGGGGAGUGGGGGAUUGGCUGACAUUGGAGUGACAUAUAAAGGAAUCAGCAGGAGAGGAAGGGGUAAUGACUGUGUUAUUGGAUCCAAUGACAAGUCCUGGAGUCUGUUCUUUUCUGACAAAAGUUACUAUGCCAGGCACAAUAAUGUUCACAUUACCUUAGACGUCCCCCCCUCCAGCUCCCACAGAGUAGGAGUGUAUCUGGACUGGCCAGCUGGCACUCUGUCCUUCUACAGAGUCUCCUCUGACACACUGACCCACCUGUACACAUUCUACACCACAUUCACGGAGCCCCUCUAUCCAGGGUUUAAGGUUAAUGAUGUUGACUCCUCAGUGUCCCUGUGUCAGGUGUUCAUGGGGCCAAAAAAACAUGAUGUUUCACUCUAAUCAUGUGUUUUAUGUUUGAUCACAAUAUGACAUUUAAAUACAUGGAGUAACACACACACCAGUUUGGACCAAUUUAUUCCUGGAAAUAAUAACCAUGGUAACUCUGUGUCAAUGGACACACACACUCGCACACUGGACACACAAUAACACACACUGGACAAACUGGACACACAAUAACACACACUGGACAAACUGGACACACAAUAACACACACUGGACAAACUGGACACCCAAUAACACACACUGGAUAUAUAUAGAUAUAACAGAAGCUAAUAGAACCAGGACACUUUGUCACAAGAUAUAACAGAAGCUAAUAGAACCAGGACACUUUGUCACAA
Oncorhynchus mykiss (rainbow trout) is the source of this 4181-nucleotide messenger RNA. Lineage: Eukaryota; Metazoa; Chordata; Actinopteri; Salmoniformes; Salmonidae. The record is from RefSeq and is a predicted model, not a curated record.